AUGUCUUGGCGACGCCAUGGUCUGCUGCUAGCUUGCCUGGCUCGCAGCGUUGAUGGCGAGAUUGCCUUAGGUGCUCUGGCAGGAUGGACGGCCAGUGGCUCGGAGGAGCUGGUGGCGACUAUAGCAGCACUCCUGGACUUCCGUAAGCAUUUUGAUGCGUCCUUGGUGGCCAGGUUGGGCCCACCCGUCAUCGACAUCCCAGGGGGCGUGCACGCAAAUGCAAGCACCAUAACCCUGCGUGUUGGCACAACACACCUGCAGCCGGACAUGGGAUUGGCCACAGCUUUGGACAUGAUGUUGGGCCUGGAUGGGGCGCAGCCUGCUGUGGGACUCAUUGGUGCCCGCGCAUCUGUUGUCAGCAUGCCCGUUGCUACGUUGGCGUCCGUCCAGAAGGUGCCGCAAAUUUCCUUUGGUUCAACCAGCCCGGCUCUUUCUAACAAGGCCGCGUACCCAUUCUUCUUGCGAACUGCAGCUCCAGACACCAUCCAGGCGUUCGCCCUGUGGGAAUGGAUCGUGCAGGCCGACAUUCCGAUGGUAACGUGCUUGUACUCCAUGGAAGGCUUCGGGCAGGGCUUAAUGCAGGAAAUCCAGAAGAGAUCACAACAGGCCGGCCAACCGGACCGGAUAAAGGGCAAAUCCUUGCGCUACAUGCCCCAGGACUUUGAUGCUGCGGAAGUGCGCGAGACUGUUGGAGGUUUGCGUGAUCUGGGUUCGAACUUCGUGAUUUUGGCCGUGGAGCCGAGGAUGGCUUCGCAAAUUCUGCCUGUGCUGGAAGACGAGGGCAUGCUGGGUGAAGGCUGGCAGCUCGUCGGCACGGACACGUAUGCCGACGUGACACUCCCACUGGGCUUCAUGACCUUUUUGCCAUCUGCCAUGGGCUCGCGCUUUCCAGACUUCCAGCGGCUCUGGUCCAGAAUCGAAGAAGAGGACAUCCUGAGCACGGAGGCCAGACAAGAAUACAGUCUGGACAGGAUGAAAGCACCCUUGGAUCAUGCAUCGGUUCAAAGUGUCAUUGGUGACGUUGCCAAGAUAUCGACAUGGACCGUGCUGGCCUUUGAUGCCGUGUACACUUUUCUGGUUGCCAUCAACCAGCUCUUGCAGAAGGGAGUGCCCCAGAGUGCUAUUCGGAGCGAGGUGCUUCUUGAGGAGUUGCUCAAAACUCAGUUCGUUGGAGCCUCGGGGCAGGUCAGCUUCGAUGAGAACGGCGACCGCCUAGGGGCCUACAACUUGCUGAACAUGCAGCAACUUCACAGGCAGGCGCCUCAAUCUGUUGUUGCAGCGGUGUUCAGUGCCUCCACUGGGAACUUUACCUUUCAGACAGACCUGGUUUGGAUGGAUGGGUCCCGGGGGCUGAAAGCUCCACAACGACUCUUUUUGUGCGAGAGCGGCUUCUACCAAGCGGAGUCAAGACAAUGCAGAGUUUGUCCCAGAGGCAGCAUGUGCGCAGGAGGCAAUGCUUCCUUCGUCUUGUGCCCUCGGGGAACCUUUGCAGGUAGCACGGGGAUGUCGACGUGCACUCCAUGCCCGGAAGGCCAGUUUGCUGGAGACAUCGGUUCCUUCCAGUGCAGCCCUUGCAUUCCUGGAUAUGUGGCGGCCCGCACCGGCAUGGAGGCAUGCACGCGAUGUGAGCUCGGGAGCUAUAUGCCAUUUCCCCAAGGCUCGGCCUGCCUCAUCUGCGGAGGGGGCCAGGUCACACCCGAGAGCGGCGCUGACUCCCAGUCGCAGUGCUUGUGCGACGACGAAACCUUCAUGUGCAACAACGUGUGCAAGCCCUGCCCCCAUGGUUUGUAUUGUCCCAAGGGUCUGGGCCCUCCGUUGCAGAUGCCAGGCUACUGGGCAGACCCGGCCCUUUUCAACGGAUCAGAAUCUUGCGAGGCAUCAGUUCUUCACUGCCGCAGCAAGUAUGAGUGCCCGCUCGCCGAGCUGGGGAAUUGUGCAGACGGAAGAGAAGGUCGAGCCUGCAACAACUGCAAGACCGAUCAUUUCCCGGUGAUUGAGGGUACGGGGACAGGAAGCUGCCAACCUUGUGAAGGUGGCGACUGGAUACCCGGGAUCCUCUUCUUUCUUCUCUUCUUCCUCGGCCUGAUCGUCCUCAGCGUGUUCAGAAUUGAGCCAAGCCAGACCAGCUUCAACCUGGUCACCGCGGCCUCGGUGACCGGCCAGAUGGUCGUGGCAGCGCAGACCCUGGGCUCCAUGCGCCAGCUGUCCCUCGUCUGGCAGCAUCCGGUGAAACGGCUGCUGGAGUUCACAGACCUGCUGACCCUGGACUUUGACUUCGUCCGAAUCACCUGCCUUUUCGGGACAGAUCGUCCUGUACUCAAGUUUGUCUUUCAGUUGAUGGUCUGCCCAGCUGCCUGUGCUUUCCUCCUGCUCGCGUGGCUCUUGUCAAGAUUCGUUUCUCACCCGAAGCCGCUCGACACCAUAUUGAAUAUGUGCGGGCUUUUCCUCUUCGCCUUCUUCCUCACCAUCACCCUGACCACCUUGCGCCCGUUCCAGUGUGCUCCAAAUCCGAACGGGUCCUCUUCACUUGUAUCAGACCCGGGCAUCAUCUGCUACGAGUCGGAGGAGCACAUGCUUUUCAUAUCAAUCGCGGCCAUCGGAUUCCUGACUCAGCCUUUGCCAGUUAUUGUCGGAGCUGCGUACGUCACCCUGAUGUAUCCCUCACGGGUUGCCAGCGGCAAGGGUCUUCGAAUGGUGAACCGCUACCGAUUCCUGUUCCACCGGUUUAAGUCGGAGCAAUAUUACUACGGCCUCCUCCUAUUAUGUCGCAAUGGCCUUGUUGCACUGCUUCCCAUCCUGGUCGUAGGGGCGCCCGAGGUUCAGAUGCCCUGCAUGGGCUUGAUCCUACUUGCCAGCCUCGUCAUGCAAGCCAGGCUCUACCCCUGGCGGACCGAGCAGGCAAACCAUGUGGAAGUCGUGCUUACCGUGCUCUUGCUUCUGCUCCUGAUCGGUGCUGCUCCUCUACUGAGCCACGACCUGGAGCGGUCCUCCUCGGUCCUGGGCUGGCUCCUCUGCAUUCCCGUCGUCGGCCUUGCCCUGACCUGCCUGGGCGCGCUCCUUCGUGCCUUUCUGGGCCACUUCAAGCGCAACUGCCUCUAUGGGAUGUUUCUCUGUCAUCACAAAGGCGGUGCUGGGAGCCUGUGCAGGCUCAUCAAGAUCCUUGUUGCCAGACACAGCAAGUUGCGCGUUUUCUUGGACUGCGAUCAGCUGGAGAACCUGGACCUGCUCUUUGACAUUGUCCGCUCGUCGUCCGAAAGCGUGGUGGUGGUGCUGACACCCGAGGUGCUGAAACGAGUUUGGUGCGCAGGCGAGAUCACGACAGCAUGGAAGAAUGGCAUCACCACAGUGCCGUUGCUUUGCGAUGGCUUUCGGCGGCUCUCGGACGAGGCGCAAGACCUGCUCCCAAGCUAUUGGACCCCCCAGCAGCUCCAGAUGCUCGCCAACUACGGAAUUGAGAUCGAGGAUGUCCGGCUCGCAUACCAAUGGCUGCAAGAAGAGCUGGUGCCGCUGAAUAUGCCGCGAUUUGGUCCGGUCUGGGGACGGGAGGACGUGGUUCGGGGUCUGCUUGGCCGAUGUGGAAUGCAGAGCCGUGGGAUCAGAAGAACUUUGCUUUCUCAAUCGACACCCAAGCUGUCGGCUCCGUCCAGAGCACGGAUACUCAUCAUCAGCUCGGUGGCCGACGCUGAGUCGCUUUCUUCCUGUGAAGUCUUCAUGAUUCUGCUUCAAGCGCACUUGCGUGUGGAGUGUGCUGUUGUGCUGAACAGGGGACAGAUGAUGAGGUGGAAGCCGUAUGCCUACUACCUCGUGGUGCUGCUGGUCCGUGGCAUUUUCAGCAAUCCUCGCUUUGGCGAUCUGCUUGUCACGGCGUUUUCUGCUUGGGGACGGAGCUUGGAGUUACUGACCCUCAUUGCCGAUCCACAAUUUGAGUUUCCGAACUUUGAUCAUAUCAGUCUGGAUGCAAAUGAAGAAUCGGAGAAUCUGCAUGCCAAUGGGCCAUUCGUUCAGGCCUACCGAAGCCUGGUCAACGUGUUGGCCAUGCCCUUCUCGCCGCUGGGAUCCGAGGGCCUGCAGCAGAAGCAGGUUUCGGAGAUCGCUGGCCGGAUGCACCGAUACAAGGAUCCGGCUGCGGCAGCUGCCCGCGACGAUGCGGAUGACCGGGUGCUGGAGGGGGACUCAGCCUUCGAGGAGCUGGCCUGGUGUCAACACACUUCCAUGAUGUCUGAUCUUCCGGUGGCUCUUCCAACACGUCAGGUGGCCAGGCCAGAAUUGGAGGACAUCGGCGUGCAAUCCUCGAAGCUCACGAUAUAG
This is a messenger RNA of Symbiodinium natans, 4308 nucleotides long. The record is from the annotation of a GenBank genome assembly. NCBI's taxonomy places the organism in Eukaryota, Dinophyceae, Suessiales, Symbiodiniaceae.